Molecule: messenger RNA, 4683 nt
Organism: Drosophila grimshawi
Lineage: Eukaryota; Metazoa; Arthropoda; Insecta; Diptera; Drosophilidae
Gene: Sra-1
Product: cytoplasmic FMR1-interacting protein
Exons: 10
Coding region: 135-4010 (1291 amino acids)
Biological process (GO): cell morphogenesis; regulation of translation; axon guidance
Cellular component (GO): synapse; SCAR complex; neuron projection
Molecular function (GO): RNA 7-methylguanosine cap binding; small GTPase binding
Source: RefSeq, a predicted model, not a curated record
AGAAUUGUGUUUGUGUAUUUGUGACGGAGAAAAUCUUGAUUUUUGAGAAACGGUGCGCCGAGCCCCGCCUUUCAGUGCAAAUUUUAUCUGCACUUCCGUUGUCAGAGUUUUAGAGUGAUGACAAAUAUAGCAACAUGACCGAGAAGAUAACGCUAGCCGACGCCCUCUCCAAUGUGGAAGUGCUCGACGAGAUUCCGCUGCCCGACGAGCAGCCCUGCAUUGAGGCCCAGCCCUGUUCAAUUAUCUAUAAGGCGAAUUUCGAUACGAACUUUGAGGAUCGCAAUGGUUUCGUUACGGGCAUUGCCAAAUACAUCGAGGAGGCGACUACCCAUGCAAAUCUGAACGUUUUGCUGGAUGAGGGUCAGAAGCAUGCGGUUAUGCUUUACACCUGGCGCUGCUGUUCGCGUGCCAUUCCACAGCCCAAGUCGAAUGAGCAGCCCAAUCGUGUCGAGAUCUAUGAGAAAACUGUGGAAGUAUUGGCGCCCGAGGUGAAUAAGCUGCUCAACUUUAUGUACUUCCAACGCAAAGCAAUUGAGGCAUUCUCGGGCGAGGUGAAACGAUUGUGUCAUGCAGAGAAACGCAAGGAUUUCGUUUCGGAGGCGUAUCUCUUGACGCUGGGCAAGUUCAUCAACAUGUUUGCCGUGCUUGACGAGCUGAAGAACAUGAAGUCUAGCGUGAAAAACGAUUAUUCCACGUAUCGACGGGCGGCACAGUUCCUCAAAGUGAUGUCCGAUUCACAUACGCUGCAGGAGUCGCAGAAUCUGUCCAUGUUCUUGGCCACACAGAACAAGAUUCGUGACACCGUCAAGGAUACGUUGGAGAAGAUCGUUGGCUAUGAGGAUCUGCUGUCGGAUGUGGUCAACAUCUGUGUCCAUAUGUUCGAGACCAAGAUGUAUUUAACGCCCGAGGAGAAGCAUAUGCUCGUGAAAGUCAUGGGUUUUGGUCUAUUUCUGAUGGACAGUGAUGGCUGCAACAUUAACAAACUGGACCAGAAGAAGAAGAUCCGUUUAGAUCGCAUUGAUCGCAUCUUCAAAAAUCUGGAGGUGGUGCCGCUCUUUGGGGAUAUGCAAAUCGCACCAUUUAAUUACAUAAAGCGCAGCAAGCACUUCGAUUCGAGCAAAUGGCCGUUGUCCAGUUCGAAUGCAAUCAGUCCACAAGCGGAUCUAAUGGUGCAUUUGCCGCAGAUACGCGAGGAUCAUGUCAAAUACAUAUCCGAGCUGGCGCGCUAUACCAACGAGGUGACCACCACCGUCAAGGAGAAUCCGUCGGAUGCCGAGAAUCGCAUUACGGCUGAUUUGGCACUGCGCGGCCUCCAGCUGCUCUCCGAGUGGACCAGUGUCGUAACGGAGCUCUAUUCGUGGAAGCUGCUGCAUCCCACGGAUCAUCAUCAGAAUAAGGAUUGCCCCGUGGAGGCCGAGGAAUACGAGCGCGCCACUCGUUACAAUUAUACGUCGGAGGAGAAGUUCGCUCUGAUCGAGGUCAUAGCGAUGAUCAAGGGCCUCCAAGUGCUCAUGGCACGCAUUGAGACGGUCUUGUGCGAGGCCAUUCGACGCAACAUAUACUCGGAGCUACAGGAUUUUGUGCAGCUUACGCUUCGCGAACCGCUGCGCAAGGCGUUCAAGAAUAAGAAGGAUCUCAUCCGGAGCAUCAUUAUGUCGGUGCGUGAAACAUCCGCUGAUUGGCAGAAGGGUUAUGAGCCCACCGAUGAUCCCGUGUCCAAGGGCAAAAAGGAUACAGAUGGCGGAUUUCGAAUCCAUGUGCCACGCCUAAAUGUUGGCCCCUCGUCCACCCAGCUGUAUAUGGUGCGCACCAUGCUGGAGUCUCUGAUUGCAGACAAGAGUGGUGGCAAGCGUACUCUGCGCAAGGACAUCGACGGCAACUGUCUCAUGCAGAUUGACACGUUCCACAAGACCUCAUUUUAUUGGAGCUACCUGCUCAACUUGAGCGACACCCUGCAGAAGUGCUGCGAUCUCUCCCAGCUGUGGUAUCGCGAAUUCUAUCUGGAAAUGACCAUGGGUCGUAAGGUGAACAAGUGUUUGGUGCGUCAUACGCAUAACGAGGAGUGCAAGGAUCUGAUCACCAUGGAGAAACGCAUACAGUUCCCCAUUGAAAUGUCAAUGCCCUGGAUUCUCACCGAUCACAUACUCCAAACCAAGGAGCCCUCCAUGAUGGAGUUUGUGUUGUAUCCAUUAGAUUUGUACAACGAUUCAGCGCAUUAUGCGCUCACUGUCUUCCGCAAGCAAUUCCUCUACGACGAGGUCGAGGCCGAGGUCAAUUUAUGCUUUGACCAAUUUGUCUACAAACUCAGUGAACAGAUUUUUGCCCACUACAAACAGCUGGCUGGAAGCAUUUUCUUGGACAAACGUUUUCGUCUGGAGUGUGAAGUUCUCGGCUUUAAUUUUCAAUCAUAUCCACGCAAUAAUCGCUAUGAGACACUGCUGAAACAACGACAUGUUCAGUUAUUGGGCCGUUCCAUUGAUCUGAACAAACUGAUUACGCAACGCAUCAAUGCAAAUAUGCACAAAAGCAUCGAAUUGGCCAUCAGUCGCUUUGAGGGCAAUGACAUCACUGGCAUUGUGGAACUUGAGGGUCUUUUGGAGGCUAAUCGCAUUUGUCACAAAAUGCUCACCAAGUAUCUGGCUUUGGAUAAUUUUGAUGGCAUGGUUAAGGAAGCUAAUCAUAAUGUCCUCGCGCCCUAUGGUCGCAUCACAUUGCACGUCUUUGUCGAAUUGAAUUACGAUUUUCUUGUUAAUUACUGCUAUAAUGCUGCCACAAAUCGCUUUAUACGCACCAAGGUCAAUUUAUCGUCAACGCAGCCCAUUCAGCGGGAGAAGCCGCCCCAGAUGUCCCACUACUAUCUGUGGGGCUCAAAGCAGCUGAAUGCCGCUUAUACCACCCAGUAUGGGCAGUAUACGGGCUUUGUGGGAUCACCACAUUUCCAUGCCAUGUGCCGGCUGCUGGGAUAUCAGGGCAUCGCUGUUGUCAUGGAUAUAAUACUCAAGGAUAUUGUAAAGCCUCUAAUACAGGGCUCACUGCUGCAGUUCACCAAAACACUUAUGAUUGCCAUGCCCAAAUCUUGCAAACUUCCACGCUGCGAAUACGGUUCGCCCGGCGUGCUCAGCUACUAUCAGGCUCAUCUCACGGACAUUGUGCAAUAUCCGGACACAAAAACGGAACUAUUUCAAUCGUUCAGAGAGUUUGGCAACUGCAUUAUCUUUUGCCUGUUGAUCGAGCAGGCUCUGUCGCAGGAGGAGGUCUGCGACCUGCUUCACGCAGCGCUCUUCCAAAACAUAUUUCCCCGACCAUUCUGCAAAGAGAAUGAAAAGCCGGAGGCUAAGCAGAAGCGUCUUGAGGCUCAGUUUGCCAACUUGCAAAUAGUGUCGAAUGUGGAGAAAAUUGGCACUGCUAAGCAAGCAAUGAUAGCACGCGAGGGAGAUCUGUUGACACGCGAGCGCCUCUGCUGCGGCCUGAGCAUCUUUGAGGUUAUCUUGAAUCGCGUCAAGAGCUAUUUGGACGAUCCCGUAUGGUGUGGUCCACCACCAGCCAAUGGCAUCAUUCAUGUGGAUGAAUGUUCCGAAUUUCAUCGGUUAUGGUCCGCCUUACAGUUUGUCUACUGUAUUCCCGUGCGCGGUACAGAGUACACCAUCGAAGAGCUCUUCGGCGAGGGUCUUAACUGGGCUGGUUGUGUCAUGAUUGUGCUGCUUGGCCAGCAGCGUCGCUUCGAAGCUCUCGACUUUUGCUAUCACAUUCUGCGAGUACAGCGCGUCGAUGGUAAAGAUGAGGAUGUAAAGGGCAUUCAAUUGAAACGCAUGGUGGACCGCAUUAGACGCUUUCAAGUAUUAAAUUCACAAAUUUUCUCAAUACUUAACAAAUAUUUGAAGGGCGGCGAUGGUGAGGGCUCAAAUGUGGAGCAUGUGCGUUGUUUUCCGCCGCCACAGCAUCCAUCGGUAAUAUCCUCAUCGUCACACUAUCAGGAUCCACAAAAGCUGCGGCAAAGCAUGAACAAUUGAUUUGCAUUCAUGUUGCAUUUAAGCUAAUCGUAGUAGACACUAACGUUAAUAUUUAACCAGAAUUACAAUUUCAAUUUACACACACACACAAUAUGCGGGCAUUUACGGCAGGAUUUGGAAAAAACAAAAAACUGUAUGUGUCCUGCCUGAGAAUACAUUCGAUUUUAUUACAAUUGUUUAUUUUUUUUGUUGUGAGAUAUAUAUCCUUUACACUAUGUAUAUUCUAUUAUGCAAUUACAUAGACAUAUAUAUUGCUAUAUAUAUUUAUAGAUUUACCACUAAAUUCCAUGCUACAAUCUAUUGCAUUCUCUUUAUAAACUAUUUCAAAUAUUGUAUGUGCAGUGCUGAGUGAAAAAAAAAACAAACAAAACUAUUAAUUUUGCUUAAUAAUGCGAGAAUCAAAUUAGCCAAAGAAUUGACACGACGAUGGGCAAAAAUGAAAAAAAAAACGAAAAGUAUUAAUAAUAAAAGAGAAAUAGCCAAUUACCCAGCGCGCAUAUAAAGAAAACUAAAUAAAUAUGCAUGUGAAACCGAAUUGACAAUACAUACGCCAUUAUAUACGUAUGUAAACAGAUACAAGAUACAUAAACACACACACACAUAUAUACACAAUCUUAAUACAAUGAAAUUUAUCGAAUAAAAUUUUCAUACGUAUUUCUAACAAACCCUUAAA